This is a messenger RNA of Thecamonas trahens ATCC 50062, 580 nucleotides long. RefSeq lists its product as uncharacterized. The record is from RefSeq and is a predicted model, not a curated record. The transcript is spliced from 2 exons. Bases 1 to 522 code for a protein of 173 amino acids. NCBI's taxonomy places the organism in Eukaryota, Apusomonadida, Apusomonadidae.
AUGCUCCCGGUUCCAUCGGCCGUCUCGGCGGCGGCAACGUCAUCGCCAUCGGACGCUGCAUCGACGCUGCUGGUUCAUCUCUGCCGCGGGACCGACGAGGCUGCCAAUGGCGCGAGCAGGUGUAGUCAGGCCGACGAGUCGGCGGCCAAGACGGCGGAUGCCGGUGCAAGUGGAGAGAACGUCGAUAGCUCACUCUGGCGGCUUGAUCCCGGCUACCACGCCCACAUCCACGAGCUCUUUCCGCUCCCUCUCGACUCUGGGAGCGAGGUGACGACGGCCAACCUGGAGCUGCCGUCGGACCACAUCCACGGGCCCAACUGCGGCCACGCCCGCAUUCUCCACGACGAUCACUUUGACUACCUCGUCGACUCGUGGCUCCACCACGUUGAGACUGGCGUCGACGAGUUCCACGGGCGUGUUCCGGAUCUAACUCCGCUCCCGCUUCCGCCCGUCUGCUCCACCGCUCCGCCGCCGAGCCCGAACAUUCCGCCUCUCCCGCCGCCGCCGACGUCGCGACGGUGAGCUAGGCUCGCCUGCACUGCGGUGUACGUGUACAGGUUAAAUUGUGUCUUUUCUGCUU